Messenger RNA from Cladophialophora carrionii CBS 160.54, 6369 nucleotides. RefSeq lists its product as uncharacterized. NCBI's taxonomy places the organism in Eukaryota, Fungi, Ascomycota, Eurotiomycetes, Chaetothyriales, Herpotrichiellaceae. Gene Ontology annotation, cellular component: cytoplasm. The record is from RefSeq and is a predicted model, not a curated record. The transcript has 2 exons. Bases 1 to 6369 code for a protein of 2122 amino acids. Gene Ontology annotation, biological process: secondary metabolite biosynthetic process; amino acid activation for nonribosomal peptide biosynthetic process. Gene Ontology annotation, molecular function: catalytic activity; phosphopantetheine binding.
AUGGGCUCUAUAGCAGUCGCCGAAAGGGAUGAUCGAAGGCAGACAAAUGGCCAGUCUGCAGACAUAGUCUCUAUCGGAGACGCUGACGCCGAGGGAUUUUGGUCUUUCAAGGUCGCCGGGCUUGCUUCCGAUCCAACAAACACUCCCACUGGUCUAAGAGAGGAAUUGUUGCUCCUCGCAUGGCUCCUCGUUCUCCUACGAACCCAAGACGAAGGCCAAGUUUGGUUUGAUUGGGCUUACGAACGUCGAGGAAACGGCGCUCUGGACGAGCCUGUUCCAAAGCGCUUGGUGAUGGAUGAGUUAAUCACAGGGUUGCAAGAUAACAUCGGGCAAGUUGGUGCUAGAAUUGCUCGCCACAUCACUGCAUGUACCCAAACUCAGUUACAUGGAGGCUCUGGCCCUGUUUCGCUCCUAUUGAGCACCAGUUCCCUGUCUCAGACGCCUGAGGAAGCGAGUGGUCAAAGUGCACUGCACCUGCAAACACAAUUUGACGAUGGCCGUCUCAAAAUCCGUCCAGUAUGGCAGACCAAGAACAUGUUGCCAUAUACGAUCACACGACACAUCAUAGCACUGGUCGAUGCCGUCAAAAUGUGCAUUUUGAACCCAGACGGCCCCAUUGAAAGUUUGAUGCGGCCGACAGCAGCUGAUCUGGACGAAAUAUGGAGGUGGAAUUGCCCACUGCCACCAUCCUAUCACUUUUGUAUGCACGAGGUGAUCUCCCAGCAAGCCCAGGUAUUCAAAGACAAGGUAGCAAUCUUAUCCUGGGAUGGCAGCCUGACGUAUGCCGAAAUUGACCAAUAUUCUACAUCCAUUGCCUACUCGCUGAAAGAGAUGGGUGUCGGGUUGCAUGAUGUCGUGCCCGUGUGCUUUGAAAAGUCCAGAUGGACCAUCAUUGCCGUGCUUGCGGCGAUGAAAGCAGGGGCGACUUUCGUGCUGAUGGAUCCUACGCUUCCGCUUGCUCGCCUGCAAACCAUGGCGAAACAGGUCGGAGCGAAGACGAUGCUUACAUCCCGGAAACAACAUGACUAUUCGGCCGCAGUCUUGCCCGAGGGGAAGCUCAUGGUCGUGGAAGAGGACUCAUUCAAGCACGCCUCAUGCUUACAAGUCACGCCAAAUUUGCCAGUCGUACCCCCAUCUGCUCUGAUGUACAUAAUUUUCACUUCCGGAAGCACGGGUGUCCCGAAAGGAGUCUUGAUUUCUCACGAAACAUAUACAAGCAGUGCAAUUCCUCGAGCGGAGGCAGUUGGCUAUACGGAACACUCUAGAGUCCUUGAUUUUGCGUCGUAUGCUUUUGACGUCAGCAUCGACAGCAUGCUUUGCACUCUUUCGAAGGGCGGAUGUCUCUGCAUUCCCUCUGACGAAGAUCGGAUGAACGACUUGAAUGGCGCGAUGCGGAGAAUGCAAGUCACCUAUGCCGGCCUGACCCCUUCGGUGGCCCGCAUAUUGGAUCCGGAUGUUGUGGCAUCGCUUAGCGCCCUGGGUCUCGGAGGGGAGGCAGCCACUGCAAGAGACGUGACACGCUGGGGCCAAGUCACUAGGAUUGUCAUAGGCUACGGCCCAUCUGAAUGCACGAUCGGAUGUACAAUCAACAGCAGCGCGGCCACAGGCAGGGACUAUGUAUCCCUUGGGCGAGGCAACGGGGCAGCUAUAUGGAUCGUCGACCCUACUGACCACGGAAUGCUCAUGCCGGUCGGUGCUGUGGGCGAAUUGCUUGUCGAGGGUCCAAUUGUGGGACAAGGCUACUUAAAUGAUCCCGACAAAACCGCGGCGGCUUUUAUUAGUGACCCCUUGUGGCUCACGGCAGGCCAUAAUGGCUAUCAAGGUCGCCGUGGCCGCCUAUACAAGACUGGAGAUCUUGGGAAAUAUGAUCCUGAUGGCUCUGGUGGCAUUGUCUUCAUCGGGCGAAAGGACACGCAGGUCAAAUUGCGCGGACAACGCGUCGAGCUUGGAGAAAUCGAGUACCAGCUCAAAGCGAGACUCCCUCCAGGCACCAACGCCAUUGCAGAGGUGAUUGUGCCUUCAGGUUCUGGAGGUCAACCUAUAUUAUUGGCAUUCAUUGCAUUUCAGUCUACGAAGGGACAAGAGUCUACCGAUCUACAGUGGGCACGUCCCCCCAAGGAUCUACAGGACAUGCUGUCGGCAGCUGAUGUGGAGUUGGCCAAGGUCCUCCCACGAUAUAUGGUGCCAAGCGCAUAUGUACCGGUCAACUACAUUCCUGUGAUGAUAUCAGGCAAGACCGAUCGCAAAAGACUGAGGCAAUUCGGUGCCACGUUCGACCUUCGACAGUUAGACCAAGGCGCGACUGAGACCGCUCCGCGACAGCUAAGCGAUCUCGAGCAACUUGUGCGGCUGGCCUGGAGCCAGACAUUGCGGCUUGAUCCAGAAACCAUUCGGCCCGACGAUAAUUUCUUUGCACUGGGCGGCGACUCGCUAAUGGCAAUGAAACUUGUUUCUGUUUGUAGAGCUCAAGGACUCGGUGUCACAGUCACGAGCAUUUUUCGCUGCCCUACGCUCUUAGCGAUGGCUGACGUUGUCCAAACUUGCAGCAGCCCUCAAACACGAAUAGAAGCGCCAGCCUUUUCGAUGAUCUCCCAGGAUGCUGAGAGUGCCUGUCUCGAAGCGUCGCAGUGGUGUGGGACCGAACCAGCCGCCAUCGAAGACAUCUACCCCUGCACACCAUCACAGGAAUCGCUGUUUACCUUCUCCAUCAAAUCAACACGAGCGUAUAUUGCUCAGAGAGUUAGUUGCAUUCCCUCACAUAUUAGCCUUGAUGCCUGGAAAAAGGCUUGGGAGGAGGUUGUCGCGGCAAGUCCUAUGCUGCGCACUCGCUUAGUGCAACUCCAAGACCCCGGUUUGCAGCAAGUUGUGUUGAGGGAAAGCAUAUGCUGGAGGUAUUCGACUGAUUUAUCCCAAUACCUUGACGACGACCAGAAUGAGAAGAUGGAACUUGGUCAAAGUCUGGCUCGAUAUGCCCUCGUCGACAACUCAAAGGACGACAAACGAUACAUGGUCUGGACCAUUCAUCACGUGCUCUACGAUGGGUGGUCCGAACCUCUGAUACUCCAGAAAGUCAGCAAUGCCCUGCGGGGUGAGCAAAUCGAGCCACGAGCUGAAAUGAAAGACUUUGUCAGAUAUGUGCGAGACGUGAACGAAGUCGAGGUUCAACAAUUUUGGCGGCAAGAAUUGGAAGGAGCCGUUGGACCUCAAUUUCCGCGUCUGCCCUCCAGAGACUAUUUGCCGACUCCCAACGGCAUGCUUGAACAUCAAUUUGCGCUUGAGACCGACCUUGGAUCGACUUUCACCAUGGCUACAUUGAUCCGUGGAGCAUGGUCGCUCGUCAUGUCACAAUACACAGGGAGCGACGACAUCGUGUUCGGCGAGACGCUCACAGGUCGAGACAUUCCUUUAGCGAAAGUCGAAAGCAUCGAGGGACCAUUGAUCGCGACUUUACCAAUGCGCAUACAUAUCAACCGAACGAGCUCUGUACAGUCUUACCUACAAACUGUACAGGAAGCCGUCCUUGUGCGCACACCGUACCAACAUGUUGGAAUGCAGAACAUCAGAAAGGUUAGCAGGGAUGCUCAACAUGCAUGUGAAGCCGGUACGGGCCUGGUCAUCCAACCCGAACCAGAGUACGUGGGCGCCGAACUUGGGUUUGAGCAGACGGAUAUCUUACAUGAAGCGCUACAUUUUAAUCCGUAUCCACUCAUGUUGGCCUUUGGAACGCGCAAAGGUGGUUUGAGGGUCUGCGCGAGCUUUGACACCACCCUGAUUGACAUCGCACAAAUGCAACGAGUACUCGCCCAGGUAGAGACGGCCUGCUUGCAGUUGAUGCAGGAUCACUCCCGGAGAAUAAACGAGAUUUCCUGUCUGCCUGAAACGGAACUCGACCAGAUCUGGCGUGCGAACAAGAUUCCUCCAUUGUCCUUGGACAGGUUAUCCGGAAGGCUUCGAGCAGAUGCAAGUAUUGAUCCAGGGUCAACGUAUCCUCCUGCGGUGGUCCCUUGGGUCUGUAACCCACAAAAUCCGUCCCUCUUGUCGCCCAUUGGCAGUAUUGGCGAGCUUUGGCUUGAAGGGUCUUUCUUUGCAGCUGAUACCACUUCGUCUCCCCCCUGGCUUCUGGCUGGAAGCUCUACUUGUGCUGGUCGAUCCGGGACAGUGCAAUCGACGGGCGACUUGGUUCAGUUACGAGACGACAGCAGCUUAGUUUUCGUUGGUCGAAAGGAGAAUCGCUCAACGAUUCAAGGUCAUGUACUGGACAUCGCAGAACUCGAAGCUCAUGUCACAAAUCAUCUUCCACCGACAACCCGCGCCGCUGUGGCCGCAUUCCCACCGCCGCUGGAAGGGAAUCAACAGUCAGCCGAGCAGGAAUUGGUCGUUUUUGUCGAGCAACAGCCCUCUCAGGAAGAGCAUGUUCCGCUCAUGGAAGCGAACCAUGAGAUCACGUACGUGGCCGCAGGGUCAUCCAGAUCAAACCUGACUAUCUGUGCUACGGUUCACUACGGCCUUGCUGUUGCCCUUAGAAAGCUCGACAAGUUCAUCCAAGACUCCCUUCCGCCGUACAUGUUCCCGUCUGCGUAUAUUGUGGUUGACAAAAUACCGACUGAGAUGGGUCGAGUCGAUCAUAACAUGUUAAACCAGCUGGCCGCUAGAAUUCCCAGGUCUGUCCUCACCACCCUACAGGAAAACUUGAAGGAGGCAUGGAAGAACACUACCACGCAAACAAGCUUGACCACCCCAGAGAACAUUGUGCGGUCUGCCUGGGCGAGGAUUCUUGGUAUCAGUCCAGACAAGAUCGAUCUGGACGACAACUUCUUCCGCCUCGGAGGGGACUCUGUGCUGGCCAUGAAGUUGGCAUCGAGUCUCCGGGUUCAGGGACAUACUUUGACAGUGGCCGACAUCUUCCAGAACAUGAAGCUUCGCGACGCGGCCAGGGUGUUGAAAGUGGACCAGGUGUCCAUGGAGAAGAGGCCGGAUUACAAGCCAUUCUCGACACUGGACGGAGUGGACGUUGGCAUGUUCUUGUCCGACGUUGUGCGACCGAAGCUAGCUGAUCCACUUUGGUUUAUUCAAGAUGUCCUGCCAGUAACAGAGUCUCAAGCGAUCGACGUCAAGGCAACAAUUCAGGUUCCACGAACAUCCAUCCAGUACACCAUGUUAUACUUUGAAAAAGGCGUCGAUCUGGACAAUCUGACCCGCGCCUGCAACGAGCUGGUCACGAUCCACGACAUUCUGCGCACAGUCUUUAUCGAGCAUGAGUCGCGGCUCUUUCAAGUUAUUCUGGACAAGCUGGAGUCUCCGAUGACCAUGCAACAUUCUGAAAGUGAUCUUGAACAGUUCGUCGUCGCGCUCUGCAACGAAGACAUAGAAUCAGAUAUGCGCCUCGGGUCACCUUUCCUCAAGAUGUUCCACGUCCAGGGGCCGGACGGCCAAGGGUGCCUCAUUAUCAGACUCUCACAUGCUCAAUACGACGGCAUCUCCUUGCCCAAGCUGCUUCGAGACUUGGAGACCAUAUACACAGGAGGAACCGUUGCCGAUUUCAAGCCGUUCUCCGCUUACAUGGCACGACUUUGCAAUGAACACGACAAGAAACCGGCACUAGAUUACUGGCGCAACCUUCUGCACGGCUCCAAAUUGUCGAUUUUGGAUGGACCGUCAGCACGGCACGCCUCAAAAUCGAUCUUCCUCACCAAACCUGUCGACGCUUCCCAUCGUCCCACGGAGAUCACAACAGCGAGUCUACUGACCGGGGCAUGGGCACUCGUCCUGGCUCGCCGUCUCCAGCAACCAGAUGUGACAUUUGGCUGCAUCACUUCCGGCCGCAACAUGGACAUGCCCGACGUGGAGAAAGUCAUGGGUCCAUGCUACCAGUUCACACCGGUCCGCGUCCCAUUCGAGGCUGGAUGGACGGCCAUGGACCUCCUCCGCUUCGUCCAGAAACAGGGUGCAGAGUCGGCAGCCUACGACUUUGUCGGGUUUGGAGAGAUUUUCAAAAGCUGUAACACGCAAUGGUCGUCGCCACAGGAGGAGGAGCAGUCGUCACCGUCAUCGUCGCCAGAGUCGUCGUUGUCGUCAUCAUCGUCAUCACCGUCACACUUCUUCUUCGACUCUGUCGUCCAUCACCAGGAUUUCGAGGACUACGACAGCAUGCCCUUUGCGGGAGGGGCUUGCAAGGUGGCGAUCCAGAACCCACACGGCGACGCGGCUCAUCCGAUCAAGGCCGUCUCGUUUGUUCAGAGCGGGCAGACGCAUGUCGGUGUUGUCGGAAGUGAACAUGAUCAAGCCUUGAUUGAAGCCCUCCUCGUGGAACUGGCUGCAACGGUCGAAGAAAUUUCUACCCAUCAACCAGAGAUCCUUCGGCUUAAUUAA